Molecule: messenger RNA, 447 nt
Organism: Linderina pennispora
Lineage: Eukaryota; Fungi; Kickxellomycota; Kickxellomycetes; Kickxellales; Kickxellaceae
Exons: 1
Coding region: 91-381 (96 amino acids)
Source: RefSeq, a predicted model, not a curated record
UGCCAGCGCCUGUGCGAUCUGUCGCACAUCCUGCACUUGCGCAUCUCCAAGAACAGAGUGUGGGUGGCAUGACGCCUGUUCAUUGCACUAAUGUACCGGAUGUUCGACCUCCAGCCUGCGCGCUGCUCAAUCAUGCCAGAAUUCACAUUGGUCGCUGCACCGAGCCAUGGCAGCCCGUGCGUGGCCACCCUAACCUCGACAAACCCAUGCUGGCAGCACAUGGACAACCCAGCCUGUCGCGUGUGCCGAUUCAGUGAAGCCUGCUGCAAAAACCGCGACAGCUGGGGGAGCAGACAUGUAGUCGACAGUCUCGUAAAAGAGGGACUCGAUAAUCAGUGCAAGGACCUCUGGCGGGAGGCUGUUGUGGAGUUGCAUGGCUAGGAAUACAAUUAGAUAGUAGAGUACAAAAAAAAAAACAAAUAUACGUGUUGUGAGGAGAGGUGAAAC